This is a messenger RNA of Trametes versicolor FP-101664 SS1, 2028 nucleotides long. RefSeq lists its product as uncharacterized. NCBI's taxonomy places the organism in Eukaryota, Fungi, Basidiomycota, Agaricomycetes, Polyporales, Polyporaceae. The record is from RefSeq and is a predicted model, not a curated record. Bases 125 to 1693 code for a protein of 522 amino acids. The transcript is spliced from 12 exons.
CCUCCCGCUACCCUCUCCCCGCUCCCCGUUCGUUCUGUCCGACCGUCCUGCCUUGCCUUUGUUCCCCAUCUUUGUCUCUGGCUUCGCUAUCGACGACAUCUGGACACUCUAGCCGGGCGGGGCAAUGCCAAUCACGGAGUCGCGUCUCUUCGGCCGCUUGCUGAGACUAGCCUUCGUGCUGCUAUGGGCGCAGGCACUAUUUCCUGCAGUCUCAGCGGAGGUUCUUCCAUAUCUGCAACAGGGCUUCCUGUUUGACUGGUACGGUGAUCAAAGUCCCCCAAUCCCGACGGCAGCACAAUGCGAUACCCUCCACAUAACCUGGGGUAGACGCUCCGCCACGGGGCCAAACCCUGUUGCGCCCUACUUCCUGCAGAUAUAUACCUCAACGUUCAUAGUACCAUUCGUGAUACCGGCCGGAGACAACUUGGCGACAUCGUUUGACUGGGUGGUACCAUUUGUCCCGGGGACCCAGUUCCAGAUGUGCAUGGUCGCGAGCAAUGGUGUAACAGGAGGCUGCCAGAACAUCUAUACUGUUUACCAGAGGCCCAACACGACAUUGGACAACCCACCGACAUGCUUUAACCUCACAUAUCCUCACGCACCGUUGGGCGUGGAUGCCUCUCUCGGCGGCGGUGGAGCAUGGUCACAAUAUGGAUGGGUUGAUCAGUGCUCUGAGAUCUCAUUAAAACCGACAAACGGAACUCCGCCGUUUUCUUAUAGCAUCGCACCUGCUCUCCAUCCGCCUUUCAACUUUACGUCUGACACUACGGACGCUUUCAACUGGACCGUCUCCUUGAUGUACGGCAUGCCCUUCUUUGUCACUGUUUCGGAUGCCAACGGAAUAGGUUGGUCCAACGGGCCCAUUCAUCCGACUGGUGCAGGUAAUACAUCAUGUCUUGACCUCGAUGCCGCGCUCCAUCCGCAGUCUUUGCAUUCGCCGGCAGGUAUCUCGCCAGGUGGCGCCGCCGGACUCGCCAUCGGCACGCUAGUCCUCGGUGCACUGAUCGGCCUUCUCGGCUCAUACCUCCUGGCGCGCUGGAAGUUCAAGAAUCGCUCGCCCUCGCAAGCGUUCGCGUACGGGCGCAAACUUUCGGACCCGAGCGACACGCCCACACUCUCCCAGUACCCGCCCUCGUCCGCCAUGUCCACGACGUUCGGCAGCAGCGGGCAGCGCGGCGGCCACGCGGACGAACAUGGGUUGCUCGCCGGCAGUCCCGCCACCCCCGCGUUCUCGCACAACCAGUCCUUCUCGCUAUCUGAGCGCGAUGACGGGAUCGUCUCCCCCGGGCACCAGCACUCGCCGAGUGCGGGCAGCAGCACGGUGUCGCCGACUAGCGCGGGCGUGCCGCCGCGCUCGCCGCUGGGCGGAGCUGGGCAAAACUCCGCCUCGCAUGUGUACGUGGUGCACCACGAUGCGGGCCGCCCUCCCCCCGUGACGGUGUUCACGUCAGACGGCACGGAGGUCGUCGAGCUCCCGCCGCAGUACGAGACCGCCGCCCGACGUGAAGAGCAGGAGCGUGGGCAGGAGCAGGGUCGGGGCGCCUCCAGCCCACGACCGCUUCCGACCUCUCCACCGACACCCGGCGGUCAACGGAGGACACCGCGGAGCCUGCCGCAGAAACCGUCAAUGGUCGCGUCAAAUGCGGACCUGCCUGGAACGUCUCCCUCGUCCCCGGCGAAUUCGCCGCCGUAGUCGGCGCAGAUGCGCCCGCUCGGCGGGCGUGGACUCUCUGGAUGUCUGUCUGGAUGUACAUAACGCCUCAUGUCCUGUAACGUAUUGCAUGCCCCUCUGUGUGGUUCUUCGUUCUCUUCGGAUCCUGGUUUCCUUCGCUCUUAGCUUAGUGUCUAUCCAUACCCUACGCUCGCGCUGCUUGCUUAGCAUAGCCCCCUUCGAAAAGAGAGAGGCCCUACUUACUUACCGACCACCCCGUUCGUUCGUUGACGCUGUUGAACCAGUGCUCGCUCUCCCUUCCCUCCGCUGCUGACGCUUUCCCCGCUCGUUUCCGCAGGGUGUACUCUACUAUUCGG